AUGGCUGACACAGAAAAAUAUCCCAAUCGCGCAGAAUCAAUCCAGCCCCUGCCGUGGAAGGAGGCAGGCCUACCACCAAGCAUAGCCGCUCAUGGAGUGGGUCAAUUCGAUCAAGAUGAUAUGCUACUAUGGCAUCAUUUCAUUACUUGCACUUCGUCGACGUUCUCAGAUCCAUGGACGGUGGAUAUCCCUGCCGUGGCCAUCUCUCAUCAUUUCCUCAUGCAGGGCAUUCUAGCUACAGCAGCUCUCCAUCUUGCCUACCUGCAGCCGCCACAUAGUUCUAGGUACCUCUACACAUCUGCACGCCAUCAGGAUCUGGCCAUGAAGGGUUUCCAGCUUGUUAUGCCUGCUGUCACUCCAGAGAAUUGCAAUGCAGUCUUUGCAUUUUCCACCCUCUUAUUGGUCCACACCCUGACUUCCCAGUUCAACGAGUAUUCAAGCUCGCCUCCCAGACCUGGCCAGGAUCUCGAAAGUAUCCGUGCCUGGAUAGUGCUGCUUAGAGGAUGCACCACUGUAUACCUUUCUGCAAGGACUUCCCUUGAAGCAGGGCCGUUCGGCCGUCGUCUUGCAGAGUUCCGUGUACCAGAAGUACCUACAGACAACGCUUACGAUAAACGUCUACGCCGAAUAUCACAAACACUUCUCACAGAUGUGGAGGUCAUGGAAAUGAGUUCAGAGGACGAGAUGGACACGUAUCGAGCUAGCAUCCAUCAGCUUCGCUUGACAUCUGCAGCCUCUUGCAAUGCCGAUCCCUUGCUGGACUAUAGGGCAAUCAUGAUUGUAUGGGCUACCAGAUUACCAGACCAAUUUUUGCGGCUCUUCAAUGAUCGCCGUCCGCCUGCACUCGUUAUCAUGAGCUAUGCUUGUAUGCUUCUGAAGAGAGGCGAAGGGUUGUGGUUUAUGGAAGGGCGAAUAGAUACCAUGCUAAACAGUCUCAGAGCUGAGCUUUCUCCUGAGUGGCAUUGGUAUCUCGAUCUAUGA
Messenger RNA from Exophiala bonariae, 981 nucleotides. RefSeq lists its product as uncharacterized. The coding region runs from base 1 to 981 and encodes 326 amino acids. The record is from RefSeq and is a predicted model, not a curated record. Gene Ontology annotation, molecular function: DNA-binding transcription activator activity, RNA polymerase II-specific. Lineage: Eukaryota; Fungi; Ascomycota; Eurotiomycetes; Chaetothyriales; Herpotrichiellaceae. The transcript has a single exon. Gene Ontology annotation, biological process: regulation of transcription by RNA polymerase II.